Molecule: messenger RNA, 1695 nt
Organism: Manihot esculenta (cassava)
Lineage: Eukaryota; Viridiplantae; Streptophyta; Magnoliopsida; Malpighiales; Euphorbiaceae
Product: benzyl alcohol O-benzoyltransferase
Exons: 2
Coding region: 131-1522 (463 amino acids)
Source: RefSeq, a predicted model, not a curated record
UCACACGUAUUUUCUUGUAUAAAUAGAUAGCCUGCUAUGUCUUAUAGAUCCAUGAGCAUAUCAAGCUUACAGAACUAUCUUCACCAUUUUCACACUUCGAUUUGCUUAUUGUUCAAUACGUUCACUAGCCAUGUCAUCUCUACCAGCAUCCGCUAUGUUUAAGGUCCACAGGCGUCAACCUGAGCUACUCACUCCGGCUAAGCCCACCCCUCAUGAGUUUAAGCCACUAUCCGACAUUGAUGACCAAGAGUCUCUUCGAUUCCAUAUUCCCCUCUUACAAGUUUAUCGUCAUCACCCCUCUAUGCAAAUGAAAGACCCUGUUAAGAUCAUCAGGGAGGCUCUUGCUAAAGCACUUGUGUUUUAUUAUCCAUUUGCUGGUAGGCUUCGGGAAGGGCAUAAUCGUAAGCUUUUGGUGGAAUGUACUGCUGAAGGUAUCUUGUUUAUAGAGGCCGAUGCCGAUGUUACGCUUGAGCAGUCUGGCGAUGCACUUGAACCACCAUUCCCUUGCUUGGAGGAACUGCUUUUUGACGUCCCUGGCUCAAGUGAAAUCCUAAACUGCCCUCUCUUGCUAGUUCAGGUAACUCGUUUUAAGUGUGGUGGUUUUGCUCUUGCCCUUCGUGUGAAUCACACGGUGAGUGAUGCACCUGGUUUUGUGCAAUUCAUGUCAGGCGUGGCCGAGAUGGCUCGAGGGAAACAAGCCCCUUCUGUCCUCCCAGUGUGGGAGAGGCACGUACUUAAUGCGAGGAGUCCACCCCGUGUGACGUGCAUACAUCGUGAAUACGAUGAGGUUGAAGACAAUAAGAGUACUUGCAGUGCUAGAAUUCCAUUUCCUCUUCAUGAUAUAGUUGACAAGUCAUUUUUUAUUGAACUAUCUUCAUUAUCUACUCUUCGAAGAUUUGCUCCUCCCCAUCUCCAAGAAUGCUCUAAUUUUCAAAUAUUAACAGCAUGUUUAUGGAAAUGUCGAACCAUCGCACUCCAACCAAACCCAAAACAAGAGAUGCGCAUGAUAUGUCUUAAUAAUGCUCGCAGAAAAUUCAAUCCUUCUAUAUUACCAGAAGGGUAUUACGGUAAUGGAUUUGUACUAUCUACGACUGUAGCAACUGCUGAAGAAAUCACUCAAAAUCCGAUAGGUUUUGCAUUAAAAUUGGUGAGGAAGGCUGCCACAGGCAUGAGUAGAGAAUAUCUACAAUCGGUGGCUGAUCUAAUGGUGAUUAAGGGCAGGCCUCAAAUGCACGAGGAGGGAAGUUACGUAGUGUCGGAUGUAAGACAUGCAGGAUUUGGAGAGGUGGAUUUUGGAUGGGGUAAAGCUGUGUAUGGUGGUCCGGUGAGAGCCAUCCCAAUAAUUGCAAGCUUUUUGGUACCAUUUGAAAAUAAGAAAGGUGAAAAAGGAAUUGUAAUUCCAAUUUGCUUGCCGUCCCAAGCAAUGGAAAGAUUUGCAAAAGAGCUAAACAAUUUGUUGGAGGGCAUCCAGCUAAUUCAUGGUCACAUGUCCAGAUCCUCACACAUAAUAUCUUCUUUAUAAGCUUGAGUUUUGCUGAGAAAAUCCAUAUGCAAGGCAUUAAUUGUAUUAAUAAGUUCGUUCUAGUUAGAGUUAAUUAUAGUAUAGAAUCAUGCACCAGGGAUUUGAGAUUUCCUCAAAUGCCAUGUACCAAUUGAUUUACAAGUUUUAUAAAAGUGGACUAGCUAGAGUGUUAA